GCCUAAACCUAGAGGAGGACCUAAAAGGGGUAGAAGAGAAGGGGGGAUAGGAUAUCAUACAUACUAUGUAGUACUCUUUCCUCUUCUUUUGUUUUAUUCCAGUUUGGUAGGUCAAGAUUAAUUGAUAAAUGGCAGUUCUAGAACAAGUCGAAACAAACCCACUGUUUGGAUAUCUGAUAGUGUAGUUUCCAAUAAGGCCCCCCCUUUGACAACCCCCCAGUUUGAACCAGUCCGACUAAUCCGACCUGGGGGACCCGGAGUGGUUCGAGAAUGGCGCCAAACCACCUGACAAUGGCCUGAGCACAGUGCGAAGUCUCAUUUUAUAACUUCGUCUUCUCAACUUCAUCAAAUCAAUCAACCGAUGAAAUCCAAUCCAUCUCUUACUGAUCGGACCAACCGUCAACGACCCACCACCACCACUCCCUCCAAACGCCGCCUCGUUACUCUUUGCUACCUCAAACCAAGCCACUUUGCUAUUUAUUGUGCUCUGGUAGAAGCCUUUUUUAACGUACUCGCAUGAAAUAAAUCUUGUCUAGGCCAUAUCCACCGGCGCCAUGAUCGUAGAUGAGGUAAACGGUGUGCGACAGAACGGCGACACCAACGGCAGCACCAAUGGCGAGGUUAAUGGUCAUGGUCCAGCCAAGCGCCGUGAAACCAACGGCUCACGACACACCUCCGAGGUCUGCGUCGUCGGAGCUGGUCCUGCCGGUUUAAUGUUGGCUACUUUAUUAGCUAGAUUCGGCGUCAGUGUCGAAGUCAUAGAUGAGAGACCCGAUCAGACUCAAGCUGGUCGUGCUGAUGGGUUACAACCCAAAACGAUAGAGACGCUUCGUCAGCUCAGACUUGCAGAUAGCCUGCUGGCGAGAGGCGCCAAGGUGUAUGACAUAUGCUUCUGGGAAGCUACGGCAAACCGCCGCUUAAGGCGCCUAGGUCGUGAGAUUCAUUAUCCAGCCUUAGUUGUUGACCUUCUGGACGACUAUAUCCUUCUCGUUCAUCAGGGGGUUGUGGAAGGAGUCUUCAUAAAGGACCUUCUAAAGCGAGGUGUCCAGGUCAAGCGCAGUCAUCAAUUUCAAUCGUUUAAACGGCAAGACGACGAGUCCGGGUUGUUAGAGAUUGAGUGCAAGAAUACAACCAACGGGGAAAAGGAGACAACGUUAUCCAAAUACAUCGUCGGAUGCGAUGGUGCCCGAUCUAAGGUGCGAACCUGCAUACCAGACACUUAUUCAGUGGGUAAAUCUCAUGAAUCCGUAUGGGCUGUUCUCGAUGGAGAACUCAUCUCGGACUUCCCAGACCUAUGGUCUAAGACGGUCGUCUACAGUGAAGUGCAUGGUUCCAUACUCAUUGUCCCGCGGGAACGGGGCACUACUCGAUUCUACGUCGAGAUCAAACCGGACACUGAGACAGGUAAUCUGCGAGAACUCGGACAAGAGUUCGUCAUGAAGCGUGCCAAGCAGAUCUUGGCGCCGUACUCGGUUGAAUGGCGUACCGUCGAAUGGUUCGGCAAUUAUCAGAUCGGACAGCGAAUAGCAAACAAAUUCACCGAUCCGCAUCUGCAGGCUUUUAUUGCCGGAGAUGCAAGUCAUACCCAUUCACCCAAGGCUGCACAGGGUAUGAACACUAGUAUGCACGACAGCUGGAACCUUGCCUGGAAAUUGAACCUUAGCUCGAGAGGUCUAGCCAAGCCGGUUCUAUUGGAAUCAUACGAAAUGGAGCGUAGAAAGAUUGCGCACGACCUUAUCAACUUCGACUAUGAGCACGCUAACAAGAUGGCCGGUGGUGAUGCCAAAGCUCUAGCCGAGAAUUUCCGCACGAACGUGCGAUUUAUCUCAGGAGUCGGCGUCGAGUACGACCACAACAUACUAAACCACCCGUCCAAGCGCAGCGGGGGCGAGCUGAGGCCGGGAUGCCUUGUUCCUCCUGCCAAGGUAACGCGAUAUAUCGAUGCAAAUCCGAUCGACGUUCAGCUUGAUAUUCCCAUGUUAGGCCAAUUUAGGGUGUACUUCUUCGUGCCGGAUAUCCACAACAGCAUGCCGUUCCUUCAGACUUUCUGCAAUGGAUUAACAAGGCAGGACUCAUUGUUUAGGAAACUGAGUCAAGCCGCCGCGGCCAGCUAUUUGGAAAAGCCACGAACGCCCACUUCUGAGGACGUGUAUAUACGCUCGGAGAGAUAUAUAAGCGUGAGCGAGCUCACGACGUUUGCACUCAUUACAACCAUGGAGAAAGCCAGAGUUGAGAUCCAAGAUCUCCCUCCGCUCUUCGCUCGAAGUGCAUGGACAUUCUACCUGGACAAUGUGCCAUACUUGGAUACGCGCAGACAGACAUGUACAAGCAAGUGGGUGGGAACCCUACAGAAAGACGAGGUUUCCAUCGUGAUCUUACGACCAGAUGGCUACGUAGGGUCGAUUAGCAGGUGGGAUUCGCUGGGUGUUAAUGCAGGCGCAACAGCAGCCGAUUGGCUUAAUUCUUACUACGACGGAUUUCUUAAAGUUCCCGAAGACAAAGCAAAAUAAUGUCAAGCUAUGAGCAUAAUGGAAGGGGGGUUUAAAGAGCAAAAUGUAUGCGUGGCGAUGCCUAUGGGUUCAUUUUUUUCAUCAGCAUUCGGCAAGUUGUACGGUAUACUUCACAUAUUGGUGGCAUUCAUGGGGUUACAUGCUCUCUUAAUUCACACAUCCCUUUUCCUUG
This is a messenger RNA of Daldinia caldariorum, 2682 nucleotides long. Its product is annotated as FAD binding domain-containing protein. Gene Ontology annotation, molecular function: FAD binding. The coding region runs from base 555 to 2510 and encodes 651 amino acids. The record is from RefSeq and is a predicted model, not a curated record. Lineage: Eukaryota; Fungi; Ascomycota; Sordariomycetes; Xylariales; Hypoxylaceae. The transcript has 4 exons.